This is a messenger RNA of Macroventuria anomochaeta, 1876 nucleotides long. RefSeq lists its product as uncharacterized. Gene Ontology annotation, cellular component: plasma membrane. The transcript is spliced from 4 exons. The coding region runs from base 193 to 1659 and encodes 488 amino acids. Lineage: Eukaryota; Fungi; Ascomycota; Dothideomycetes; Pleosporales; Didymellaceae. Gene Ontology annotation, biological process: cell surface receptor signaling pathway; adenylate cyclase-activating G protein-coupled receptor signaling pathway. The record is from RefSeq and is a predicted model, not a curated record. Gene Ontology annotation, molecular function: G protein-coupled receptor activity.
AUCAGUGGGCUUCACCUCGAGUAAUCAAUGCCAGUCUACUACCUUCCAGUACUGUAGCAACUACCUUCCAGGUCGAUCCACGUGCGAUGACUGCCACAACACCUUAACCCCGCAACACGCCUUACUGGUCUUCUUGGAUAUCGUCACGACACUCGUUUUCACCACUCAUCCCGUCGCCUGGCCUUGGUCAACAUGGCUCCACUCACCGACGGGCAGCUCUUCGGUAUCGAAAUCGCAACGCGCGCCUCGUCAAUCGCGUCGAUCCUUGGCUCUCUGUUCAUUACCAGCACCUUCCUCUACUUCCCAUACUUCCGAAAAUUCAAUACCCGCUUGAUCUUUUACGCGACCUGGGGCAACAUCACCACUAACAUCGCGACGUUCAUAUCAAUCUCUGCAAUCCCAAAUGGCCCAGCGAAGACCACGCCGCUAUGCGAAAUCCAAGCCUUCCUGAUUCAAUGGUUCAUGUUGGCAGAUCCAUUUUGGGUACUUUGCAUGGCCCUAAACGUGUGGCGAAUUUUCAUGAUCAAAAACUUCGAUGGACGAAAGCUCCCCGAUCCAGAGAAGUGGUACAUCUUGUUUGCAUAUGGACUCCCCGCUAUCACGGCUUUCAUCUACCUCAUCCAUGAUCACAACAGCGGCCAACGCAUCAUGGGUCCAGCUAUCCUCUGGUGUUGGGUGAGCAAAGAGUUUGACUGGAUGCGCAUCGUGUUCUUCUACGGUCCAAUGUUGAUAUUAGCUGGAACGGCCAUGAGCAUACACAUCUGCGUCGGCUUCAAGGUCUAUAAAGUAAAGGUCGAGCUGCGCAAGAUGGUGGAAGAGUCCCGACGGUCUUCUGCACAAAUGUCCUCUGGAGUCUUGGAAGAUCCUUUCUAUACUCCCAAAGACACCAUCGUCGUCACAACUAAGAUUGAGCGCGACAUCCACGCGGGCGACUUCAUGUCUCGACCUGCGACACCAGGAGCCAACCAGAGCUGGCUGACUCCUCCCCCUAGUCCGCGAAAAUCGACAACUCCUCCACCUACCGACGCAUCAGACACCACUCGCUCACCCACACCCUGCUGCCCGUCAAAGUCGCCAGGACGUUACAGCCUCCUGGUCCCUUUGAACCCUAAUAGCCCGCACCGUCACAGCAAACCCCUGCUCAUCGGCCGCUACAGAGCAACCGCUUACUCUGCGCCCCUAGCCUCCGGCGACUUCGCAACACUUCCAUCACCUCAAGUUCCGGUCUUCCAGCCAACGGAGCACGCCGCCCACCUCAAGCGCCGGCGAGAGAACGCAGCAGCAUUCGCCUAUUUCAGGGUCGCGUUGUUGCUGUUCGUCGCACUCGUUGUGGUCUGGGUGCCGUCGAGUAUCAACCGUCUCUACCAGAUCGCGCACCCAGAUCAUCCUAGUUAUGGCUUAAAUGUUGUUUCUGCUCUUGUCCUCCCGAUGCAGGGUUUCUGGAACGCGGUUAUUUAUGCGCAGACAACGUGGCCGGAGUGUAAGCGCGCAUACGCAACAGGUAUGUCGAAGCUUAAGGGAGAUGCCGUGAGCAAGCAGCCGUCGAAUGACUCGGUGCGAGAUGAGUCGAUCAAGUACAACGGGAUUAUCGAGAGCGAAGGAACCGAGAUGUCGUUCGAGGACAAGUCUGAGCUGAAUGCCUCCGUGCAGACGGUGUGAGUACGCCUGCAGUUCGACAGAAAUAAUUGCGCUUCCCACACAGCUCUUGUUGGUUUGAAACAGCUUGUAUACCUCCAGUGUGCCUUGGUGUAGCUGCACUUGCAAGCACUGGACACCCUCGUCUUUUUCUGUUUUACGACUUUCACGAUGGCCAUGAGAGAUACCCCGGUUUUUGGCGCAAGGUGUUGGGUAGUUUGGCGCUUGCUGGAAGCCCCAU